CUCUCAUUCCUCCGCUUUAAUGCGCUCUCUCUCUCUUUCUCUCUCCUCUGCUGCGAUUUCAAGUCUCAAAAACCUUCGAUUUCUCCCACAAAUCCACAAAACGAGUACGGAUUAGGGCUAAUCGGAGCUCAUUUUCCGCCAUUAAUGGCAAUCGAGUCGAACCCUGGAGCACCGCCGCGUAACUUUCUGUGAGGAAUCGCGAGUGCGCUAUCAGAGAGAUGCCAUACAAUUCAAUAUUGGUUGCUUUCAUUACUUGAGACAUUAGACCAACUCUUUUUCCUCCAUCUCCGCAACUUUACAACAAGCUUGAAGUUAUUGUUCAGUUUCCUCUUCUGUUGUUCAAACAUUUUGCCAUGAGACACCAUGACCUAAGAUACUUUAUUUUCAUUUUGCUGCCCAUAGUUUUCAUCCUCUCUUGCUUUUUCCCUACUUCCGCUGCUGACAUAAAUUCAGAUAAGCAAGCCCUCCUUGCCUUCGCUAAUUCAAUCCGCCAUGGCCGCAAACUAAACUGGAAUUCCAAUAGCCCAAUCUGUUCUUCUUGGCUUGGGAUCAAAUGCACACCAGACCAAUCCCGUGUCCUCGCCCUAAGGCUACCAGGGGCUGGGCUUGUUGGCCCAAUUCCUCCAAAUACACUUAGCAAGCUUGAUGCUCUUCAAAUCUUAAGCCUUCGAUCCAACCGCCUUACUGGGAGUAUUCCACUUGACAUCUUCUCACUUCUUUCUUUGCAAUACCUUUACCUUCAACACAAUAAUCUAUCAGGAGAUAUACCAUCUUCGCUUCCUUCCGGACUUAACACGCUUGAUCUCUCCUCUAACUCUAUUACAGGAGAAAUUCCUGCUGGAAUUAAAAAUCUCUCCAAACUUUCGAUACUUAAUCUGCAGGAUAAUUUGCUUUCAGGACCAAUCCCUAACCUUAAUCUCCCAAACCUGAAGCGUUUGAAUCUAAGCGACAACAACCUAAACGGUUCUAUCCCUGUCUCUCUUCAAAAGUUCCCUCAAGAUUCAUUCUUGGGUAAUGUUCAACUGUGUGGCCCCCCUCUAUCUCAGUGUUCUGCAGUUCUCCCUUCACCUUCUCCUUCUCUUUCUCCUUUGGCACCCACACAAGAACCGACGAAAAAGGUCCCCAGGAAAAGAAUUAGUGCGGGCUUCAUAAUUGCGAUUGUUGUCGGGGGAUUGGCUCUUCUUCUUUUACUUGCAGUUGUUGUAAUACUAUGCCUUUCAAAGAGAAAAGGUGAAGAAGGUACUGGAGAUUUGAAGCAGAAGGCACUGGAAAAACCUAAAGAGGAAUUCAGUAGUGGAAUUCAAGUGGCCGAGAGGAACAAGUUGGUUUUCUUCGAGGGGUGCACGUACUCAUUUGAUUUGGAAGAUUUAUUAAGAGCUUCUGCAGAAGUGCUCGGAAAAGGAAGCUAUGGGACUGCUUAUAAAGCAAUACUUGAGGACGGCACUACAGUGGUGGUGAAGAGGUUAAAGGAAGUUGUGGUGGGGAAGAGAGACUUCGAGCAGCAGAUGGAGAUCAUAGGGAGAGUUGGGCAACACCCGAAUCUUGUUCCUCUUCGUGCUUAUUACUAUUCAAAGGAUGAGAAGCUUCUGGUUUAUGAUUAUGUUACCACCGGCAGCCUCUCAAGCUUGUUGCAUGGUAACAGCGUUGCUGAAAAGACCCCGUUAGACUGGAAUGCUAGGGUGAAGAUCAUACUCGGAACGGCACAUGGCAUCGCGCACAUCCAUUCCCAAGGCGGCCCAAAAUUCUUCCACGGCAACAUCAAAUCGUCAAACAUCCUCCUCAACUCUGACCUUGUACCCUUCAUCUCGGACUAUGGUCUCAGCCCUUUGAUGAACCCUCCUUUCAAUACUUCUUGUGUUGUGGUGGGCUAUCGUGCACCUGAAACCCUCGAAGCCCGAAAAAUCACCCAAAAGUCCGACAUAUACAGUUUCGGGGUCCUGCUCCUCGAAAUGCUGACUGGGAAAUCUCCGCUGCUUCAGUCGCAAGGGCAUGAUGACAUACCAGAUUUGCCGAGGUGGGUACAGUCUGUGGUUCGAGAGGAGUGGACUGCCGAAGUGUUCGAUGUUGAGUUGAUGAAGUAUCAAAACAUAGAGGACGAGAUGGUUCAGAUGCUACAGAUCGCAAUGGCGUGCAUUGCUAGAGUUCCAGACCAACGGCCGAGGAUGGAGGAAGUGAUCAGGAUGAUUGAGGAAGUCCGGCAGGGUGGGUCAGAGGGCCGGCCAUCGUCGGAAGACAAGUUCAAAGAGGCCAAUGCAUGAACUACAUGAAGAGUUGAGAUCAAUGGCGUUUCAUUUCGGAAAAAAUCUGACAAAUUGAUCUUCAUUAAUCAAUCAAAAACGCGAGUCCAAAAGCGGUAAAAGUUUGGCUCGAGAAAGUGUUGUAGAGCCCUUAUCAUUGUUUGCUUAUUGUUAGGCUUGAUGCUUGUAGAACAACUUUGGUAGUUUUAGAUGAGUACUUCAAUUUUUCAAUUCUCUGUCAUCUUAUCUA
Ananas comosus (pineapple) is the source of this 2487-nucleotide messenger RNA. Its product is annotated as probable inactive receptor kinase At5g58300. The transcript is spliced from 3 exons. The record is from RefSeq and is a predicted model, not a curated record. The coding region runs from base 354 to 2258 and encodes 634 amino acids. Gene Ontology annotation, biological process: protein phosphorylation. Gene Ontology annotation, molecular function: protein binding; protein kinase activity; ATP binding. NCBI's taxonomy places the organism in Eukaryota, Viridiplantae, Streptophyta, Magnoliopsida, Poales, Bromeliaceae.